AUUGGAUUCAUCUUUGAAACUUAUAGAUGAAACUCGUGUAAUCUAUUGAAAAUGGUGGGUUACAUUAGUGUACAAAUCCUCGGCCUGUUGGUAGUUGCCGGCCAGGAGUUCAACAUGGACGAUUUUGUUGCCGGCCAGGAGUUCAACAUGGACGAUCAAGAAAUAGUUAAUUUUCCGCUGGAAACAGCAGAUGUACAAACUACAGACGCUGUAAAUAUAGAAGGAUUAGCUGGUGGAACUAUUGAAUUACCUUGUGACUUAAAACCUCAAAUUCCAGGAGAUGAAUUACUUUUGGUUCUUUGGUACAAGAUCGGGUUCGCAUCCCCUGUUUACACAUUUGACGUGAGAAAUCGUUCUCCUGGUUCAGCUCGACAUUAUUCAGAUAGAACGCUGUUUGACGAGCCAACAAGAGCAGUAAUGAGAGCUGUGGUUGAACCAUCGGCCUUGGUCAUUUCAAACCUGAUACCAGGAGAUCAGGGAGUUUAUAAAUGUCGAGCUGAUUUCAAAAGAUCCCCAACGAAACAUAAUCUACUUAAUCUAACAGUAAUAGUUCCUCCUCAUCCCCCGUUAAUCUAUGAUGAGAACGGUCGGCGGUUGGACGAUGAGUUUGGUCCUAUCCUGAUCGGCGGAAAGGUAGUUGCUACAUGUGUUUCAAACGGAGGUAAACCUGAACCCAGUCUUCAAUGGUGGAGAGGAAAUAAACUCUUGGAUGAUAAAUCAGAGAUUAUCAAUGGACAAUCAGUUAAUACUGUUCAUCUUGAAAAUAUUGAACAGGACGAUCAAGGAGCUCAUAUUUCCUGCAGGGCUUUAAAUUCCAAUGGAAGCAAUUUUGCCUACCGAAAACUCAAGUUAAUAAUCGCUUAUCCUCCAGAUAGAGUUUGGAUUGAGGAAAACAGUGAUAAACUUACAGCAGGCGAGGAAUAUAAUUUCACAUGUAGAGCGGUUAACUCCAGUGGUCCAACUACAUUUAGGUGGUUUAUUGGAAAAAGAGAAUUAAUCAACCAUAGUCAGUCAAAGGAUAAUAAACUGUUUUCUUGGUUUUCCCAGCUCAGGUACACCCCCCGACCUGGAGAUAAUAAAGCUAAUAUAUCUUGUUCUGUGGUAAACCAACUUUAUCCCGGACAACCGAGACAACACAAGAUUAUGCUCACAGUCAGAUACUCACCGAUUCUUAGUAUUAAACUUGGACACAGUCUUCUCUCAGAGAAAAUUCAGGCAGGCGAGGAUGUGUAUUUUACAUGUUCUGUAGACUCAAACCCACCAACGUAUAAUCUUACAUGGAGGCAUAACGGAAAAUUUUUGUCUGAAAAUAAAGAAAAUGGCAUUCUCUUUGGAAACCAUAGUCUGGUGUUACAGGGAGUUAAAAGGAAAAGAAGUGGGCUGUAUACCUGUAUUGCCUCUAAUGCUGUUGGGGACGGGGAGAGUAAUGCUGUUAGUUUAGAUAUUAAAU
This is a messenger RNA of Eurytemora carolleeae, 1450 nucleotides long. RefSeq names its product nephrin. The record is from RefSeq and is a predicted model, not a curated record. NCBI's taxonomy places the organism in Eukaryota, Metazoa, Arthropoda, Copepoda, Calanoida, Temoridae. The transcript is spliced from 20 exons. The annotation marks the transcript as partial.